AUGGCGCUGUCCCCACUCCUUGUCAUCCUAACAGGCGCUGCUCUCUCCUAUCUCAUCUACACCCGCAUCACCCUCUAUCGAGCACGACAGCGCUUCAAGAAGGAACACAACUGCCAGCCAUGCACAUCCGUCUUCCACAAAGACCCCAUCCUCGGCCUCGACGCCAUGAGAGUCAUGGCUUACAACAGUAAGCACCACAUAACCUUGCAAGAAAACAAAAGACGGUUCGAAAAAUAUGGAAACACGUUCCACAAUCGCAUCAUCAACACGCCUCUGAUUGCAACGUGUGAGCCCGAGAAUAUCAAGACGAUGCUGAGUCUGCGGUUCAAGGAUUACAGCUUUGAGCACCGUCAGGCCGGGUUGGGACCGCUGCUGGGUCAUGGCAUCUUCAAUGCACAGGGAGAACGGUGGGCGAAUAGUCGGCAACUGCUGCGGCCGAAUUUUGCAAGAGAUCAGGUGGCGGACCUCGACGCGUUUGAGCGCCAUUUCAAACUCAUGAUGAAGCAUAUCCCGCGUGACGGCACGACGGUGGACUUGCAGGACCUAUUCUUCAUGCUCACGAUUGACUCGGCGACCGAGUUCUUGUUCAACCAUUCGACCAACACACUGCGCAUGGCUGGAAACGAUGACGCCCACAAUGAGGAUGUCAUCUUCAGCAAGGCGUUCAACUUUGCACAGUUUGACAUUACGAAGCGGAUGCGACUGGGGCCGUUGGAUCGCUUCCGGAGUAAUGAGGAGGGUGAACGGGCGAUCAAAAUCUGCCACGAGUACAUUGACAAGUUUGUCGAGGACGCGCUGCGGUUCAGGAAAGAGUUGGAUGGGGAGAAGAAGGCGGGUGGGGAGGCCAAGGACGAGAAGUACUACUUUAUCCAGGAGGUGGCGAAACAGACGACGGACAAGAAGAGGAUACGUGAGGAACUGAUUAAUAUCCUGCUGGCGGGACGCGACACGACGGCCAGUUUGCUGAGCAACAUGUUCUUCGAGCUUGCUCGGCGACCGGAGAUAUGGGCGAAGCUGAGGGAGGAGGUGGAGAGUUUGGGAGGAGAGCGGCCGUCGUAUGAGCAGUUGAGGGGCCUCAAGUAUCUCAAAUGGUGUUUGAACGAGUCCCUACGCACCCAUCCCGUCGUGCCCAACAACUCCCGGCUCGCAGCCUGCGACACAGUCCUCCCGCGCGGCGGCGGCCCAGACGGCCAAGCACCCCUCUUCGUCCCCAAGGGCACCAUCAUGGGCUACUCCGUUUACACGAUGCACCGGCGCAAAGACCUGUAUGGGCCCGACGCGGACAAGUACGACCCCGAGCGGUGGGCCACACUGCGCCCGAGCUGGGAAUAUCUGCCCUUCAACGGCGGACCGAGAAUCUGCCUAGGACAGCAGUAUGCGCUUACCGAGGCGAGUUAUGUGACGGUGCGCAUGUUGCAGGAGUUCAAGGCCAUGGAGAGCCGGGAUGCUGAACCAUGGAUUGAGGGGUUGACGCUGACGUUGUGCUCGAAGAAUGGGGUCAAGGUUGGGUUGACGCCGGCUUAG
This is a messenger RNA of Plenodomus lingam JN3, 1524 nucleotides long. NCBI's taxonomy places the organism in Eukaryota, Fungi, Ascomycota, Dothideomycetes, Pleosporales, Leptosphaeriaceae. The record is from RefSeq and is a predicted model, not a curated record.